Dreissena polymorpha is the source of this 2649-nucleotide messenger RNA. RefSeq names its product malignant fibrous histiocytoma-amplified sequence 1 homolog. The record is from RefSeq and is a predicted model, not a curated record. The transcript has a single exon. Gene Ontology annotation, molecular function: protein binding. The coding region runs from base 1598 to 2554 and encodes 318 amino acids. Lineage: Eukaryota; Metazoa; Mollusca; Bivalvia; Myida; Dreissenidae.
AAAGUAUUUACUUGUUUGAUGGCAUUGUGUAGCUAGAAGUUUUUAGUGCUGUUGAUUAUACAAGUCUACGCGGCCAAGCUAAAUAUCGUAUCAUAUAAUGAUCUAAUAUAAAGUGAUACUUGUUUCUUAUAGAUACACCAUUAUCCCGUUUCAUUACACCAGCUUUAUGUAUGCUUAAAACAGUUACUCUUAUGGGGAAAUCUUAUUUUCAUGCAUCGACUUUUUAUACCCCGCAACGACUUUUUAUACCCCGCAAAGCGAAUGGAUAUAGAAUUGACGUUGUCAGUCCGUUCGUCCGUCUGUCACAAAAGUGUGCAAGGGCUAUAUCUCGGAAACUAUAUACGACAUCGACAUGAAUCACGACAUGAAUCAUCAUGAGUGUAUUGAUACCAUGCUUAAUAACCAUACUCUACAUGUUGAGUUAUUGCCUUUUGUUGGUUUGUAUGAUGUAACUUUUCAGUGCUUCUUCUCAGACAAGAUUUCAUGGGUUUGUAGAUAUCAAUGAGGAGAAUUUCCUUGCAAAAAAUCCUGAACCAUACACUCUCUUAAGUAAGAGUUAUUGCCAUUUUUUUGUAUUAUGUAACUUUUCAGGGUUAUAAGUCCAAUAAGCUACUAGAUUUCCACAUGAAACUUCGUGGGUGUAUCCACGAGGACACUUGCAAUUAUAGGACUAUACCGUAUAUAUCAAGAGAUUUGCACCCAUCCAUAAACAUUUGUUUUGCGGAGGAUAUAAAAUUCAACGAAUUUGAUUGUUCGUUAUAUUAUUUGCUAUGGCCCUUAUGGGAACUUGUUCAUAAAUAAGUCAAAUUCAAGUUAAAUCGGCUCUACUUCAAACAAAAGGACGUUUUAAGGUAAUUGAAUAAAUUAAACAUUAAAUAAUCACACGGAUUUCAGUGUUUUAUCAACAUCUUAUAUUUACCCACUAGUUCAUAAGCUUAUUGGUUAAAACAUUCAAACCGAACAGCAGUUGAUUUGUGUUUGCUUUUAAACGCUUCUACCAUUUACAUAUGUUUAUAUUAGAUAAGAAAGUAAACUUAUCGCUGUAUUAUCAGAUUUCCAUUUUAAAUUUGCCCACGGAAAAAUCUUUGCAAUUUGUUCGGAUAUUCUCAAACCGCAUUAGAACUUCAUUGUGUGCUAAUACCAGCAAUUUGUUUUCCUUUCAGUCAUAACAUGUCACGUGUGUGAUAUGUUUAUACGUUACAGCACGCUACAUUUGGCAUUUCAACUUUGAUGCGAACUGUUAAAAUUACAUUUGUUGCAAACGAUCGAAUAUUGAUCCAUUUGGAGUAAAGCGGGAUUUAAAUAAAGUUUGUUAUGAGAAAGUGCUGUGGUAAUAAAUUUGUUGCGCUUGUAUUAACGUUUUUCACGAACGCAUGGACAGGCUUAUUGUCGUUGUGUGCUUUUACAAAUGUGGCGCUAUCUGAACAAAUGUUCAUAUUUAAAUGCGCGGUAAGAAAUAAUAUAGUCUUUCUGUGGAACAUGUGUGGUCGAAAUAGUUUAAAAUCUUUGUAAGGAAGACGGGUGAUAGAUAACUGCAGCUGAAUAUAAAUAAGAUAUUUUUUAAAGAUUUACACAGCGGGAUUUUACAACGAAAAACAUGAUACGAUCCAGUCGCAUAUCGUAUAUGGACAAGGAACUCUUAAAAGAACUGCGCAUGCGCGUUGAGAUAGCUGACCCCAUGUACAAGGGCCAGAAAAAGCUGGCCCUUCGCGGGAAGGACUUACAGGCUAUUCCACAUGUCCUUUUUACCAUGAUGGAACUAGAGGUCCUGGACCUGAGCCCGGCUCGCGAAGCGUGUUUGGACUUCCGUUUACCCCUGGUUCCCCCGUCGAUCGGAAAACUGAUCAACCUCCGCGUUCUUCUUCUCGACACGAACGAGUUGCGUUCACUUCCCAAGGAACUGAGUCUGUUACACAGUUUGGAGCGGCUAUCACUUAGCAACAAUUUCCUGUCUUCCUUACCGCAUGGUAUGGCUCGUCUGCAAUCGCUUCGAAGCCUGCACAUGGCAAACAACCGGUUCGAAGCGUUCCCUCUGGAGGUGUGCGACAUUGUGUGCCUUGAGUUCCUGGACAUCAGUGACAACCACCUCGUGUCGGUUCCGGGGGAUAUUUCCCGCCUCUCAAACUUACGGACGCUUCUAUUGUGCUACAACAAGAUUAUGAAGCUUCCAGAAUCGCUAUGUGACCUCACGGGACUCGAAUGCCUGUGGCUUGGACACAAUCGUCUCAAGUCGCUUCCCACGAAUUUCGGACAACUUGUUAACCUAGAAUGGGGUCUACGUUAUUCUUCUAGCGUGCUUGAAAAUAAUCCAUUGGUACAUCCACCCAUUGAGAUUUGUCGGAAAGGACCCGAUAUCAUAAACAACUAUUUCCGAGAUCUGGAGGGAAUUCGCUCCAUUACCACUCCGCAGUUUGAACAUGACGAAUUUCAGACAAACGACACGGACUCGGAACUUGGGCAGCUUACUGCAAGGGAGGAAACUCCGAUGGCGGAGAAGAAUGUGACCAUAAAAGUAACGUCCCCUGAAGGGAUAGAGGACAAGUCUAUAAGCUGAAGAUAUUUAGUGUAAAAUGUGAAACUCUUUCAGAACAUCUUGUAACGUUUAUUCAUUUCACAAGACAAAUAUACAAAAUAUAAUAAAUAAUAGAA